CAGACAGCUUGAAGGAGACUUCAGGGGAGGUUAGGAGUACAAUUACAGUGUAUAUACAGGGCAGGAACCCUGUUGUUGUUUUCUUUUUUUUUUUUUGUUCAUGAAUUUGUUUAUUUUUGUAAAAUGUAUUAUUUGUUGAAUGUUGCGCUCCUUUUUAACCGAGUUAGAAUUUAAUCAGAGAGAGAGAGAGUGAGAAACAGAAAAGGCUUCCGGUAGCAUGUAGAGGUUUUAGAGGUCUAAAAUACAAGUUUUUGUGUUUUGUGUCCAAUAUUACUGCGCUAUUCGUAGCAGCGUUUCACUUUCUGAGGAGGAGCUCAAGACAACAACAAAGUCAGAUGAUAUUUUCAAAAUGUUAGAUGAUUUUAUGACUUCAGCAGAAAUCAGCUGGACUAAUUGCACUGGGGUCUGCACUGAUGGAGCCGCAGCAAUGACCAGAAAGCAUGAUGUUGCACCUCACACAAUUUGGGUGCAUUGCUUUUUGCACCAAGAGGCGCCUUCUGGGAAAGAUAUUGAACCAGAUGUUCUCAGUGUUCUGAACACAGAUGAAUACAGCACUGCUUUUUCUGCAGCACUGAAAGUGGUGGUCCCAUUCGAAACCAGAUUUUCAGCCAUGGCAUAGAUGAAAACAAAGUACAAGAAUGGAUGAACAUUGACCAUGACAUGCUCAUGUGCUUGGUGAAGAGAUCUCCACAUAUUGACCGAUUUGUUACUCAGCACCAGCAACAAGUUUCACAUUGAGAACCAGAACAGAGAAGAUGGGGUCUGUAGCCUGGGCAAAGGGCUGCCUCAGAGCCAAUGUCUACACAGAAGUGCCAGACGGGGGCUGGGGCUGGGUUGUAGCACUGGCCUUCUUCUUUGUGGAAGUAUUCACAUACGGAAUAAUCAAGAGCUUUGGGAUAUUCUUCCAGGACCUGAUGAUCCAUUUCAAUGAGUCCAACAGCAGAGUGUCCUGGAUAAUCUCCAUCUGCGUCUUUGUCAUGACUUUUACAGCUCCCCUGUCUUCAGUGUCAAGCACCCGUUUUGGUCAUCGCCCUGUCGUCAUGGUGGGAGGAGCACUGAUAAGUCUUGGAAUGAUUUCAUCUGCAUUCGUAAACUCGAUUGAGCAAAUGUACAUCACUGUGGGAGUCGUUUCAGGCCUGGGAUACUGCUUCGCCUUCCUGCCUACUGUCACCAUCCUCUCCCAAUACUUCCAAAAGCGCCGAUCCCUCGUCGCCGCUAUCGCCUCUACUGGAGAAUGCUUCUUGGUUUUUGUUUUUGCACCAGCCUUUACUGCGCUGAAGGAUUACAGUGGCUGGAGAUGCUGUCUCAUAGUGAUGGGAGUGCUUCAGUCCACAAUCAUUCUCUGUGGAGCUCUACUCCGGCCAAUAGUCAUCCAGACCAAGCAAGAAGUGGUGCAUAAAACUCUGAUUAAACAGAUAGAGACCAAAUACAUGCUUGACAAUGAGCAGACGCGCACAUCGAUCGACUCGGUAGACUCAGGUGUUCAGUCUUUAUCGACCUCAUGCACCAACAUUGCUGGACACAGCAAAGAGGAGGAGAUGGAAAUGGAAAAGAAGGAAGAGGAGACGGGAAUGCUUCCCGGAGCCUCGGUGGAGAAGGAAGAGCCCUCAGCCCCACCUCUGAGAAACAAGCUGCUGGAUUUCUCAGUGCUCAAGAACUGCAGUUUUAUUUGUUACGCACUGUUCGGGCUGUUUGCCGCACUGGGAUUCUUUGCGCCCCAGCUGUACGUUAUCCCUCUCAGCAUCAGUUUGGGCAUUGGGAAGGAUCAGGCAGCCUACGUGUUGUCUGCCAUGGCUGUGGCGGAGAUCUUUGGCAGGAUCUCGAUAGGCUGGUUGCUCAACAAGAAGCCCAUCCGGAAGAUCUACAUUGAGCUGAUCUGUGUCCUGCUGCUCUGCCUGGUGCUGGUAGUCUUCCCCUUUGUCUAUGAGUUCUGGGGGCUAAUGGUCUGCUGUGUGCUGUAUGGCUUCAUGCUGGGCACAGUAGCCGCCUCACACAUCCCCAUGCUGGCAGAGGAUGAUGUGGUGGGAAUUGAGAAGAUGCCGUCUGCAGUGGGAGUGUAUAUCUUCAUCCAGAGCUUUGCAGGGUUGGCUGGUCCACCCCUGGGAGGUUUUUUGGUAGACCUCACAGUAGAUUAUGGUGCUGCUUUCUAUUCCUGUGCUGCUGGAAUGGGAGUGGGAGCCAUUUUCUUGGCUCUGGUACGACCUGCAAAGACUGGCCUUUGUAACAGAAGGAAGAAACAGCAGCAGAGCUCCAAGGCUCCAAGCUGCGAAAAUCUAACUCAGGACAACACAAUUGUUGUGGAGCUUCCAGAUGAUUUCCUUGACCUUGACAUUGUUGCGGAAGAGAGCCUUUCCAAAAGCAAGUCAGGAGACAGCUCAGCCAGAGCGAGAUCAAUUUGAAGAGAGAGAAAAAAGGGACACACAAACAGACCUCUCACCACGAAGCUAAUGCCCGAUAUCACAAGCACUGGCCUUUAUGUUCUGCAUGCUUCUAAUGUACUAGAAGUAAAUUAUUAAGUUAACCCUGCUUAUUUAAGAAAAUGUAAAGGUGCGAAAAAAGACAUUUUUACACAAGUUGCACAAUCUAGUAAUUCUGAAUGCUGACGUUCAGUUUGUAUAACAAUUGCAGAAUAGAUUUAUUUUUAUUUUUUUAUUUAAAAAAACAAACAAAACAACAAAAAGCAUUUAAGGGUAUUUUUGCACCGUUCCUUUAUGCCAUGCAGACCAUGACAUAUCUGGUGUUAGAAGUGUCAAAUAUUUUUUCCCAUGAGGGCUUCAAUUUUAAUAGUUUACAUACCAGAUGUGUAUAUGUAACUAAUCAGAAAAAUUAGAAGAAAUCCUAACGCUGUGUUGCGGGAAAAUUCACAGUUCCAUUCGCAGUGAAACAACUGGUUUCUGUUAUAUGUUGCAUUCAAAUAAUAGUUGAAAUUUUCAGGGCUGGAUUAAGUCCGCUUUCUUGUUCUUAUGUAGUGGCCCAUAGUCGGUAAAGGUACUAUGACUAUCUAUGAGCAAGGUUAGUAGGUAUAACGUUUAGUAGGGAAACAAAAAAAAAAAGUUUUAACAAAUGUAAACAGGGAAUCUGUAUCAAGAGUAAUACAGCUCCUAAGUGAAUGUAGGGGUUUUCUAAAUAAGUUUUUAUUUCUAUUAUGUAUCGAGUUUAGUUGGGUACAGAAAAAGGAGGAUUUUCUGAGUAUUUAAGCAAUCGAAGGAAAAUGAGGGCAUGGACCAAAGCAAGGAAACAGAACUUUGGCAGAUAAAACUUCCCCAUUAAUAAAAUUGCCUUUUGGGAUUGCCUUUUGACUAUUUUCUGUUGGGACAGAGACUAGUUUUAAUCUUCAUGUUCUUCAAGGUUGUCCAGAGUAGUUUACAUGAUCUGGAACCCAUAUAGUCUCAAGUUAUAGCCUGCUGUUGGCUUGUGGAAAUAUUAGUUUACAUUGCCUUCACAUUGACUGGACAGUAGUACAGCUUGUCUCACUGGAAUAUUUAUUUUAAACCUUGCUAAAUUGUAGCUAAUUUAUUCUUUUACAAUUGUAAUUAUUCCAGCUUCUUUCUUUUUUUAAAUCAGCUGUUGUCAAUCCACUGAAAGUUUAUUUGAAACUUUAGUACCGUUUCAGUGUUUUUUGUUUACUGGUAUAUAGAAAAAUUGACUUGUUGCUCAAUUUUUUGUCUCAGGAUGAAUUGUUGCAAGUAAUUUGGUGAGUAACGGUGUAAUGAAUUAGUCUGAAUUUUGCAGCUGUAGAUACAUGUCAUUCUUUUCUUUUCUUUUUUUCACGUAAAAGUAAUGUAAAACAGAAAAUCUAUUCCCAGAUUUGGAAUAAUGCUGUAAUGUUAUCUACUGAGAAAGAAUAAACUAAAUCAAAACUG
Molecule: messenger RNA, 3863 nt
Organism: Polyodon spathula (Mississippi paddlefish)
Lineage: Eukaryota; Metazoa; Chordata; Actinopteri; Acipenseriformes; Polyodontidae
Product: monocarboxylate transporter 7-like
Exons: 7
Coding region: 756-2399 (547 amino acids)
Biological process (GO): monocarboxylic acid transport; transmembrane transport
Molecular function (GO): monocarboxylic acid transmembrane transporter activity
Source: RefSeq, a predicted model, not a curated record